GCCAAGCAGGGGGGCGAGGGCAGCGAAGCGCUCGCGGCCGCCAAGCAUGCGACCAAGGCCUCGAGGGCCUCCCGCGGGAAGGUCGACAGGCAGCUGAAGAGCCUGACCGCUAUGAAAAGGCAGUUCUCUGUCAGGGCCAAGGAGAAGCAGCGCGACGACUGGCGGAUGGCGGGCGACGAGCACGCGAAGAACGCGGCGACGGCCACCGAGAUGCAGGGCGAACUGAUGAGGGAGCCGUCAGACUGGAGUUAA
Molecule: messenger RNA, 252 nt
Organism: Prorocentrum cordatum
Lineage: Eukaryota; Dinophyceae; Prorocentrales; Prorocentraceae
Source: the annotation of a GenBank genome assembly